Messenger RNA from Linum tenue, 2701 nucleotides. Lineage: Eukaryota; Viridiplantae; Streptophyta; Magnoliopsida; Malpighiales; Linaceae. The record is from the annotation of a GenBank genome assembly.
CUCCCAAAAAUUUUAUUCUCCCCCUUCCCACCAGUCCAACACACUCCAAUCCUCUUACGUUACUCCAUUUUUUCAAUUUUUAUCCUUAAAAAAAAAAAAAAAAAAAAGCAAAAGGCGGGGGAGAGGAAGCCAGGCCAGCCCACGCGACGGCAAGGACUCGAGAAAAAGGAAGAACAGAGUCGCGAUUCGCGGACCCUAGACCAACAGAAGAAGCUCUGUGUCUCGAGGAAAGCAAAAGACGCAUUAGUCCUCAUUUUCAUCUUUUCGCCAUUUUCAAACUUCCUUUCUUCUUUCUCUCGUUGGUUGAGCUGCCUCUCUGCCACCGCAUCGCUCACUCGCUGUUCUCUCUCGCUCUGUCUGCGUGCCUUUUCCUGGCCUCGGCUCUCUCAGAAACUUGUUGCUGUUAGGAGUGGUUUGCUUGCUUCUCUGAAUUGGGAUUGAGCUCGGUGUCGAGCAACUGCUGAUUGGUUUUGAUCCUGGGAUAUCGCCAUGGUUGCUUCUGCUGCAGCUGCUGCUUCUUCAUUGUUUCCGGUUCCUUCCCCAUCUGGGGAUGCCAAGUCCGACAAGCUCGGGCGUGGGUCAGCCAGUUUGGCUGGGAUUAAAUCAAAAUCUGCUAGUUCUGGGGCAUUGCAAGUGAAGGCAAAUACCCAUGCUCCUCCCAAGAUCAAUGGAACCUCAGUAGGUUAUGCAACACCUGCUGAAGUGGUGAAGCACGAGGUUGAGGGUCCUUCACAACCACCACCAAGGACUUUUAUCAACACGUUGCCUGAUUGGAGUGUGCUCCUUGCUGCUAUCACAACCAUCUUUUUGGCUGCUGAGAAGCAAUGGACGAUGCUUGAUUGGAAGACCAAGCGGCCUGAUAUGCUCAUCGACCCUUUUGGCCUAGGCAGAAUUGUUCAGGACGGGUUCGUGUUUAGACAGAAUUUCUCUAUCAGGUCCUAUGAGAUUGGGGCCGAUCGUUCAGCUUCUAUAGAAACGUUAAUGAAUCAUUUACAGGAAACAGCCCUCAACCAUGUAAAAACUGCUGGCUUACUUGGUGAUGGAUUUGGUUCUACCCCCGAGAUGAGUAAACGGAACCUGAUAUGGGUUGUCACCCGGAUGCAAGUUCUGGUAGAUCGCUAUCCUACAUGGGGUGAUGUGGUUCAGGUGGACACGUGGGUAACUGGGUCAGGUAAAAACGGCAUGCGUCGUGAUUGGCUUAUUCGCGACUGUAGAACUGGUGAAACCCUGACGAGAGCGUCCAGCGUCUGGGUGAUGAUGAAUAAACUGACACGGAGACUGUCCAAGAUUCCUGAAGAGGUUCGAUCGGAGAUAGAACCCUACUUUCUCAACUCCGACCCUGUUGUCCCUGAAGACAGCAGGAAGCUGCUAAAACUCGACGACGACUCCGCGGAUCACAUCCGCAAAGGAUUAACUCCUAGGUGGAAUGACCUGGAUGUCAAUCAGCAUGUCAACAAUGUGAAGUACAUCAAUUGGAUACUUGAGAGUGCUCCACUGGCAAUUCUGGAGAGCCACGAGCUCUCGUCCAUGACUCUGGAGUACCGGAGGGAGUGCGGGAAGGACAGCGUCCUUCAGUCCCUCACAGCCGUCUCCGGCAACGGGAUAGGCACCAUGGGGAGCGCCGGCGGCAUCGAGUGCCGGCACUUGCUCCGACUGGAGGAAGGCGCUGAGAUUGUCAGGGGAAGGACCGAGUGGAGGCCUAAAAGCAGCAACAACUUCGGCGGUGGCUUUCCAGGCCAGAUUCCUGCCGGAAACGCCUAGAAAGAGAGGGAGAGAGAUAGCUCCCUCAGGCCUCAUUCAUGCCAAUAGGUUUGAUCAUUGCCGGCGCGACACGUGGCACCUUCCGCCACCUGCCACCUAGCACCACCAGCUGUAGAAUCCCCUCCUCUUCCCUCCUCCCUCCACUCUUCGAGUCAGUCAAAUAUGUUUCAUCCCUUCUUUACCUCUCUCUCUCUCUAUAUAACUUAUAUAUAUUCGUUUGGGUUAAAAAUGUCAAAAGUAAAAAGAAAAAAAGUUACUAGAGAACCACUGUAAUUAAAAAGCUCUCUUGUGGCGCGAAACUCAGUUUUUUGUCCGGUGAAGUUGGUUCUCUAUGAAAGGGUGGUGUGCUGCUCUCUCUGCUUCAGGAGGAAUUAGGUAGAAGAUUGCAAAACGACACCGCUUCGUGUUCUCGUGUUUCUCUCUAGUCGGGGAACACGUGUAUAUUUUCUUGUCUGGCAUUUUUUUCUGUUUUUUUCCUAAUUUCUUUCGGGCUUAUUAUUAUUAUUUAAUUCCAUUAUAUUAUUAAUUAAUUUGUUUCGGAAAUGGUUGUUCUGGAUAAGAAAUGAAAGGACAGGAAAAAAUUGUAGCUCAAUCACAGGCUGUUAGAAGGGUCUAGCUCUUGUGUAUUUCUUUGUUUUUGGCCGAAUUUGAUUGUCGCUUUCUAUAAUAGUUGGUUGGUUGUUUGAUUUCCUUUUCCCUUAUGCGGUGGGUUAUAUUUAUACAUGAUCCAGCACAUGAUGAGCUAAAACUAGUAUUGCAUUUUUCUGGGGGAGGUUUCCAGUCCAUGUGAGAGCAAUAAUGCUGGAUUGUAAUGUGUUGUUGGUAGGUAUUAUGUGAUUGCUACAUCAAUGAUAUGGGUACUAGUAUAAGUUGUUGGAGGUUGGCAGAAGCUGGCUUUCGAGAGAUUCCCGCUUCUUAAUGCCUUGAUUUGAGAGUUUGU